AAAAAAAACAUCCCUUGAGCAUAUGGGUGCCUGGUUUUCUAAUCAGCAAUGAUAGAGUGGCUUUUGAUAAAGAAACUCGCCCUUUCUAAACCAGACUUCUGUUCCUUUUUUCCCCUCCUCAGGUCUGAUGGAAAUCCGAUCUGUCAGUGUGGGAGUUGUCGCCAUCAAAUCUGUCAGCACCGGCCUGUACUUAGCUAUGUCCAAAAAGGGAACGCUCUUCGGAUCGGUCAGAUACAGUCCCAGCUGCAAGUUCAAAGAGCGCAUUGAAGAGAACGGCUAUAACACCUACGCCUCCCUGCGCUGGAAGCACAGGGGGAGGCAGAUGUUCGUGUCGCUGAACGGCCGAGGGAAACCCCGCAGAGGCCACAAAGCUAGACGAAGACACCCAUCUACUCAUUUCCUUCCUAUGCUGGCCACAUAGCUGGACUGUUCAUCAUGAGCAAUGCUAUGCCAUCUGCAUUUGAUUGGGACUUAUUAAAUGUUAUUAAGUUUGUCUUUUUUUGUCCCUGAGUACUGUCGCACAGUACAUUAACUUAUUACUCUGGCUCAGCUUAAGACCCAGUACAGUUUAAAGCAAGAGUGUUAAUAUGAUGUAUAUACAGGUUACGUAUUAAUGUUAUUGUUGAGUUAAAUAGGCAUUUACUGUGUCUAUCUGUUAUACUAUUAUGACAGAUUUCUGACUGACAUUACCAACCUAGUCUUAUUGUGUAAAAACAUACUGUACAUAAAAUUCACUGCAGUUUCCAGCUGAAAUGAACCCUAGCGGCAGUAAAAUGGCAAGACUCUUAUUCCUUUUGACACAAAUUAUGAUUAUACAGAAUUCUGUACAUAAUAAAAUACUCUUCUCAUCUUAAGACAAAGAAACUCUCAAAACAACUUUGACCACAUUGUAUGUAUCAUGGUUUCUACAAAAAUAUUAAGCAGCACAAUAAUGAGAAAUGUUUUUGAAGCAUAACAUCUGCAUAUUACAUUGAUUCUGAAGGAUCAUGCAACAAAACUAAUGGCUGGUGAAAAUUCAGCAAUAAAUCACAUUUUAAAUAUACUAAAAUAUAGAAAACGGUAGUGGUUGUCAAUACUGUUUUGCAUAUAAGUUCAGCAUUGGUGAGCAUAAGACAUGAAAAAAAAUAUAAACGGCAGUGUGUAUGUUAAAAUAUGUGAACACUGAACACAUGACCUCAGAGUGUAGUGUAGAAAACGUUGAAAUGUCAUGGUUGUUUCGGUGUAGUUAGAAUCUCACACUUGCUUUUUGCUCACACUGUUGGAAGGGUUUAGUGUAGGGGAUCUGUUUUCUUCAUUUCGCAGUCAAUAGAGAAGUAAACUUUUAGCGUCACUCACUUGACAUUUCAUUGCCGCGAUAUGUCUGUAGGAACCGGUAGUGGCUAGAGGGGAUACCAUUAAAACCAGAAGCUAACAAUAAAUGUAAUCUUCUACCUAAUAGAUUUAGUUAGUUUUAACACCUAUUAGUGUUUUAUUAACAACUACACCAACCACUUACAAUAAUGCAAAAACAGUAAUUAUUGUUGUACAUUGUGACAAGACUUAUGCAUUAUUGAUGUGUGCAUGCCCAGUAGAUGAAUCUGUAUAACAUCUAGCGUUUUUAACCGUAGGAACCAGUGAACUGUGUCACGUUCGUUUGUUACAGUGAAAACUAAACAUGCCAUUUCACUUGGGAACUGCAGUGAUACACGUAAAAUGCAAUAUUGUUUUGAAAAACUGCCUCCAUGGGCAUUUUUUUUUUUCUUUUCACGAGACUGGACUGGACAUCACAGUUGGUGACAAACAAAAACAAAACAACAACAACAGCAACAACAAAACAUCCAUAACAAACUGUUGCAUCUUGACAUACGAACUUGGCAGCUACAGUAUCAGUAUGAAAGUCAUUUAAGUUGAGAAAAAAUUGUGACUAAUUGUGAAAAUGUAAAAAUUGCUAAUUCAUUUCUCGUAAUUGGAAUGGUGUAUCAUCAAGAUUCACACAUAUUACCCUGCUAGCAUGCACUGUAAAGACCAAUAAUGCAAAAUAGAAGAACAUACAACAUCACAGACAGAUAAAAAAGAUCGCAAAUGCAAAUAGAUUAAGUACUCAUAUCAACUUUUAGCAUAACUUCCUGUAACGCUCUGAAAAGCUGUUUUAUACCCAUGUGUUCUUACUGUCACAUUAACAUGUUUUCUUUUCACUGCUUGUCGUUAAAUAGAACAUUUAAUAUAUUUCAACCUUUUGAACUCUA
Messenger RNA from Carassius auratus (goldfish), 2225 nucleotides. Its product is annotated as fibroblast growth factor 10-like. NCBI's taxonomy places the organism in Eukaryota, Metazoa, Chordata, Actinopteri, Cypriniformes, Cyprinidae. Gene Ontology annotation, molecular function: growth factor activity. The coding region runs from base 128 to 421 and encodes 97 amino acids. The transcript is spliced from 2 exons. The record is from RefSeq and is a predicted model, not a curated record.